AUUUUUUUUUUGAAAGAUGCAGAAGAAUUUUGACCGGUUAUUUAUAUACAAGUUUGUCACACCUUGUUUUGUGUCUAAUUUUAAUUGGAUAACGAAUUAGCAGAUUUUGUUAGUGCGGAUUCUAUUGGAUAAAUGGAUUUCUGCCAGUAGUUUUUCCUACAAUCUGAAUAUUAUCUUCCCAAGAAGAAAUUUAUAAAAAACGCGAAAGUCAUACAUUUAUGUUACUAUCUUAGCCAAUUAACCUUGUAAAAUAUACAGCAUGAACAUUUCAUCCGAACAAGCCAAUCUUAUAAUUCCUCAUGUGUUACAAGUUACAACAAAAUCUUUUGACUGUGGGCCCACUUGUGUUUGGUUUUGCAAGUCAGGUACUGAUGCUUUUAUGAGCUCAAUUUCUUCUAUAGUACAUGAUGAUAUAGAUGAUAUAAUAAAUGCGGAAUAUGUUCCAAAAAGAUUCAACGACUAUGUUGCGCUUCGCGAUAAAUUAAGAGCGAAUGAUUAUGUUGGCAAGUAUGAAUUAAUACUUGAAUUUUCAUUGAUUGAAUCGUUCGUUUUUAACAAAUUAUGGUUUUAUUGGUUAAUUGUUUUAUAUAUUGUGGUCCUGGAAUUACUGAACGAUUUCAAUGGACAAUCUUGAGCGAGCAGCCGAUGAGGAUUGUAUUGUGAUUCGAAUGACAUCAAGACGAUCAUAACAAUAUCCGAGUACCUUCGUUUAGGUCGUAUAGGUAGAAGUUAUUUAUAGUUUAUUUGAAAAUGAUUCUAUUAGAAAAUAAUAUUUUCAUGUAGCAGAGACAAAAUAAAUUUCAAAAACAUUUUAUGACACAAUUUUAACAAUUAUUUACAA
Molecule: messenger RNA, 841 nt
Organism: Rhizophagus irregularis DAOM 181602=DAOM 197198
Lineage: Eukaryota; Fungi; Glomeromycota; Glomeromycetes; Glomerales; Glomeraceae
Source: RefSeq, a predicted model, not a curated record